AUGGGCUGUGGGAACAGUAAGGUGCUGCCUGAGGCAUCCAAGAAGAGCUACGUAAGUGUGGUGCAAUCACUUGUGGCCUUCAGCAAAGCACAUGGUGGGGAUGAUGAUGAGCCAAAGAAGCGUCUGGAGAAGCAAAGGGGCCCUUGGUUUUCCACAAGUGUCAAGUGUCAUCAGCCGCCAUCAAACAGCCAACAGCUGAUAAUCAGAGAUGGACGACAACAGGACAAAGCUGCCAAGUAUAAGGACAAGUUUGAUCCACGUGUGACAGCAAGAUACGACAUCAAGGCUCUGAUCGGUCGUGGCAGCUUCAGUCGCGUUGUGCGUGUGGAGCACAGGGCGACUCGCCAGCCCUUCGCCAUAAAAAUGAUGGAGGUAGAGGCCCCAGAGGGCCGUGAGGUGUGCGCGUCAGAGCUGGCGGUGCUGCAGCGGGUGAGCCAUGCUAAUGUGAUUCAGCUGAUCGAGGUGUUUCAGUUCCCGCAGCGGGUUUACAUGGUGCUGGAACUGGCGACAGGUGGGGAGCUGUUGGACCGUGUUGUCAGCAGGGGCCACUUCACAGAGCGGGACGCUACCCAGGCCCUCCGGAUGGUGCUGGCUGGGGUGGGAUACCUGCACGAUCUGGGUAUCACCCACAGAGAUUUGAAGCCUGAGAAUCUGCUGUACUACCACCCCGGAGCUGACUCCAGGCUGCUGGUGACCGACUUCGGAUUGGCCACUUUUGGUGGCACAAGCAUGGGGUCUGAGGUUUCUGACACUGACAUGAGCAACAGGGGAGAUCAGACAUCAUGGUCCCUGAGAACCACUUGUGGAACACCGGAGUACAUGGCCCCUGAAGUGUUACUUAGGAAACCUUACACCUGUGCAGUGGACAUGUGGGCGCUUGGGGUGAUCACUUACAUCGUGCUGAGUGGAUCUAUGCCAUUUGAGGAAGACAGUCGCACGCGGCUCUACAGAUCCAUAGUGAGAGGAAAGUACAGUUUCCAUGGAGAUCCUUGGCCCUCCGUGUCCAACCUGGCAAAGGACUUCAUCCAGCGCCUGCUGGCGUUGGACUCGGCCACCCGCCUGACUGCUGACCAAGCCAUCCGUCACUGCUGGGUAGUCACCAUGGCAGCCAGCUCCUCCGUGAGGAACCUCCAUCGAUCUAUUUCCCAGAACCUGCGGCAGCGGGCGUCUCGCAGCACCUCCCGGUGCGCGAGCAGCAACGCAAGCUCCAGUGACGCUAACAGCGCAGGCCUGGGAAAGCUAAUGUCAUUAGAAAAAAUAAAAACAGGAGCAGCAUCAGGGCAGAGCAUCUGGACUGAUUCAGCCUCAGAGAGUCAUACAACAUCCAGCCAGAGGGCUCCAGGAGCAUCAGCGCCAUCCAGCUGA
This is a messenger RNA of Seriola dumerili (greater amberjack), 1365 nucleotides long. RefSeq names its product serine/threonine-protein kinase H1-like. The record is from RefSeq and is a predicted model, not a curated record. Lineage: Eukaryota; Metazoa; Chordata; Actinopteri; Carangiformes; Carangidae. The transcript has 3 exons. Gene Ontology annotation, biological process: protein phosphorylation. Gene Ontology annotation, molecular function: ATP binding; protein kinase activity. Bases 1 to 1365 code for a protein of 454 amino acids.